Messenger RNA from Lathyrus sativus (Indian pea), 279 nucleotides. NCBI's taxonomy places the organism in Eukaryota, Viridiplantae, Streptophyta, Magnoliopsida, Fabales, Fabaceae. The record is from the annotation of a GenBank genome assembly.
AUGGCAUCUAGCUCAAUGUCAGCGUCUAGCUCAUGGAGUGUUAAGGACAACAAAGCCUUUGAAAGAGCUCUAGCUGUUUACGACAAAGACACGCCAGAUCGUUGGUACAAUGUAGCUCAUGCUGUCGGUAGCAAAACUCCAGAGGAAGUUAAGAAACACUAUGAGCGUCUUGUUGAAGAUGUUAAGCGUAUUGAGUCGGGGAAAGUUCCGUUUCCAAAUUACAAGAAAAAUUCAGUCUCUCAAGAAGAGAAAAGGAUGAGGAACCUGAGCCUUCAUUGA